This is a messenger RNA of Xiphophorus maculatus (southern platyfish), 5415 nucleotides long. RefSeq names its product G protein-coupled receptor kinase 4 (gene grk4). Gene Ontology annotation, cellular component: cytoplasm. The coding region runs from base 277 to 1995 and encodes 572 amino acids. NCBI's taxonomy places the organism in Eukaryota, Metazoa, Chordata, Actinopteri, Cyprinodontiformes, Poeciliidae. The transcript has 16 exons. Gene Ontology annotation, molecular function: G protein-coupled receptor kinase activity; ATP binding. The record is from RefSeq and is a predicted model, not a curated record. Gene Ontology annotation, biological process: regulation of signal transduction; signal transduction; protein phosphorylation.
GGGAACCGGAGCAGGAAGGAAGACGGGCAGGCGGUGAAUGCUAACAAGCUCCGCUGUAACCAUAAAGCUCCGUAGGCUCGGGUUUGACCAAACAUAUGGGAUUGAAAAGGACCGACGAGCGCUAAUUGAGUCCUAAUAUGCGCCAGUGCCGCGUUCGCCCUGUGCGCGUGCAACAGCCUCGCGGCCGUCGGCACCUUUGAUCUGGAAAAACCGUCUUUUCUUUUUUCUCCUGCUGAGUGAAAUGUAUCGAGAUCGCACGGGAUUCACGUUCUGACAAUGGAGAUUGAAAAUAUCGUGGCCAACACGGUUCUCCUGAAGGCGAGGGAAGGUGGAGGAGGCAAGAGGAAUGGCCGCAGUAAGAAAUGGAAGGAGAUGCUUAAACUCCCGCACAUCAGUCAAUGCGAGGAGCUUCGACGAACUAUCGAGAGGGACUUCACCAGUCUAUGUGAGAAGCAGCCCAUCGGUCGGCUGCUGUUCCGUCAAUACUGUGACACCCGGCCAGAGCUGAAGCGCUGCAUCGACUUCAUGGACGCUGUGGCCAUGUACCAGCUAGCUCCCGACGAGAAGAGGAGGGACUGUGGACUGAAUGUAUUAGACACAUACUUUAAUAACGGGUCAGCGGCCCAUCUACCCGACAUUCCCCAGGACGUUAUCGCUCGGUGCCGGGAGAGGCUGGAGCAGAGUCCAUGCAAGGAGCUCUUCAACGACUGCACCAAAACAGUUCGCGAUUAUCUGAGUGGAGCUCCAUUUUCCUCCUACCAGGAGUCCAUGUACUUUUCUCGCUUCCUGCAGUGGAAAUGGUUGGAAAGGCAACCUGUAACCAAAAAUACCUUCAGACAUUACAGAGUACUAGGAAAAGGUGGAUUUGGCGAGGUUUGUGCCUGCCAAGUACGUGCCACCGGUAAGAUGUACGCCUGUAAAAAGCUGGAAAAGAAACGGGUGAAGAAGAGAAAAGGUGAAGCAAUGGCACUAAACGAAAAACGCAUAUUAGAAAAAGUUAACAGUAGUUUUGUAGUUAGUUUAGCUUAUGCCUAUGAGACCAAGGACGCGCUGUGCCUGGUCUUGACCUUAAUGAAUGGUGGUGACUUAAAGUUCCACAUCUACAACAUGGGAAACUCUGGCUUUGACGAGCAAAGGGCCCUUUUCUACGCUGCUGAGAUCUGCUGUGGCCUUGAGGAUCUGCACCGCGAGAGGAUAGUCUACAGAGAUUUGAAGCCUGAAAACAUCCUUCUGGAUGACCGUGGGCACAUUCGGAUCUCCGACUUGGGUCUUGCUGUUCAGAUCCCUGAAGGGGAGACGAUACGAGGGAGAGUGGGCACAGUUGGAUACAUGGCUCCUGAGGUGAUCCAGAACGAAAGCUACACCUUCAGCCCGGACUGGUGGGGUCUGGGCUGUCUGAUCUUCGAAAUGAUCCAGGGCCAGUCGCCUUUCCGGAAACGCAAGGAGCGAGUCAAGCGGGAGGAGGUGGACAGACGGGUGCGUGAGGACCAGGAGGAGUACUCUGAUAAGUUCUCAGAGGAUGCGAAGGACAUCUGCAGGCAGCUCCUGGCCAAGGACCCCAAGGAGAGGCUCGGCUGUCGGGGUUGCGGGGCCACUGAGGUCAAGCAGCACCCCAUCUUCAGAAACAUCAACUUCAAACGGCUGGAGGCCAACAUGCUGGACCCUCCCUUCAUACCAGAUCCUCGAGCCGUGUACUGUAAAGACGUCCUGGACAUCGAGCAGUUCUCCACUGUCAAAGGCGUGAACCUUGACCCCACAGAUGACGACUUCUACUCAAAGUUUGUCACAGGCAGUGUCUCCAUCCCGUGGCAGAACGAGAUGAUUGAGAUGGAGUGCUUCAAAGAAAUCAACAUCUAUGAGACCGACGGGAUGCUGUGCCCAGACCUGGACAUGAACCGGCCCAACCCUCCACCGAAGCGGGGCUUCUUCUACCGCCUGUUCAGAAGAGAGGCAAGUGCUAGCGCUCCGGCGACUGUCCGAGGGGGUGGGGGCUAAGGUCUGUCUGAAGAGCGGUUACAGUGACGACGAGACAGAAGAGCCCUCACGACUUUAAACCACUCCGUCCCUCCGCCGCAGAGCUUCACCACAAUCUCCAACCAAGCGCGAGAAUCUUAGGAACUCAGUGAAUGUCGACCUGUAUUUAUGAGCUGUAUUAAAAGUGUAUUAUAGCUAAAGAAAAAAGUAUGACUUUAAAGAUUUUGUACAUUUGUACUUGAAUUUAUGUCUAGAUGUAUAUUUUCACUAAGGGUUGUAUUGUACAAAAAGCCAUAAAAGUACCACUUGAAUGCAUACAUUACCUUAAUUUCUUUUGAUUUUGUUUUUUAUUAUUAUUUGGAAUGAGUAUGAAUAAUGUUCAUUAGGCGGUUUCUUUCAAGAAGCACAUUUUAGUUUCAUUAGUCUUUUAUUUUUCACAAUGUAGCAUCAGGCCUUUUUUUUCUUUCAUUUUUUUAUAUGUGCCGUGUUUGUCCUUAACUUGAUCUUUGUUAGCCCAUUAGCUCCACUUUAUACCAAACUAACUUUUAGUCGCUAAACGCCUGAAAUCGUAGGGAUACAGUUGGAACUUAAUCCAGGUUUUCAUCACUAUUAGAGCUGUGAUGCUUGAACUUUUCCCGGGAGUGGAAUAGCUGCAGCAGGGAGUCUUUUUAAACCAUGCCUACAAUCCGUAUGACCGGAUAGGAUGAACUGGAUGUGUGUGUCCGGGGACUAGUUUGCGGUGCGUGUUCCAAGUCAUUUUAAGAUCCCAUGUAUUUAUUUUUGGGAAUCUGUGCAGCAGCUCAGUAUUAAUAAAACACAGAGCAAACACUGAAAUCCACAAUUAAUGCUGGAAUUUCAAAUAAAUCUUCCCUAAGCUCCAGCAGGUUCAAAUCGUAAAAUUUGUGAUGCCCAACUGUUUCCAACGAGAACACACCUGCUAGUUGCAUAUCUGUUACAAUUUUUGCUCAAGCUGAUUAUUUUAUAGUGAUUUAUGCUUUCCCCCUUUUUAAUUCAGUACUGCGCUUUCACGUGCUGCUUUGUUGUUAGGCUGAAGCAAAGUAGAAACAUUUUUCCUUGAAAGCUAAAUAAUUCGCUACCCUUGUUUUUGGAAUACAAGAAAAAACAAUUUGUUCUGCUGAUAAGAGUUGCAUUUAGAGCUCAAAGAACGAUUUUGAAUAAAAGUAACUUUGAUAAGUCAUCGCUUUUUGUGUUAGAGCGCAAUACUUCAAAAAGAAUUCACCACCUUCAGACUCAGUAAAUCUCUGCAUACAUUCUUCCCUCAAUCACAUGAAGUCUGCUAGUGAAAUAUCCUGAAAAACUUUUCCAUAUUAUGAUUUUUCCACUUUUAAACUUUUGGUGAGAAGUUUUUGAGACGUUGUGCGGUGUCAUUUUUCCUUCAGUUAAAUUUUGGUCUUAUGUCUUCAGACUCUAUUCUCCCAAUAUUUUACUGGCUUAUCCAAAUGUUCAACAAAAAACUUUAGGCUAGCUUAAAUGUGCUUUUUCUUCUGUGGCAUAAUGCGUGCUACCAAGUUACAUUACUUAUUGUUUUAUUAGAAAAAGAGUACCUGCCCAUUCCAGGUCUUUUGGAAACGCUCUAUAAAUAGGCCUGGACUCUCGGACCACUUUCUGGUUAUUCCUUUGACUCCGCUGUCUGAAAUCUCGUGGAAUGCGCCUAGUCGUGACUAGUUUAUAGUAAAAAUGUGUUGUUUCCACUACCGGGAAAAAAAAAGUUGAUGUAUUCAGUACUUAUUUACUACAAUUGCGAUGAGCAGGUUUAAAGAUGAUUUUUCUACAUUUCUCUCUUACUGUUGAAGAAGUGUUUUUUCCUCGUAAACCAUCAAAAAAUUUCUUCCCGGUACUUUUUCUUUUAUGUUCAUUUCUAGAUUUUGCUGUAGAAGCAGAUGCCGUUUAGCCCCGCCCCAUCACAUUUUAAUGCUGUGAAUACCCCCACUUCAGCAUGAUGGCUGCACAUUUGUGUAUAUUUCACCGUUCGAUGACGCAGCUUUGCUCCACUUUGUGAAUUAGACUUCAUUAGCUCUACUUUUGUACAGUUCAGCAACUUUAAAGAGAAAUUCAAUUCACAUGAAAGCAGUCUGUAAUUAUUCAUUGCAGUUUUUAAAAAUAUUUGAACUUGAACAUCUCCCAGAUACAUUCAGACUUUGAGGCUGCAUACGUUUGAUGAGGUGUGCAUUGAGUUCCCAGUCUAUUAAACCGAUGUGUUCUGAAAUUUUUCUUUUGUCCAGAAAUCACAUCUAGUAGUUUCUCAUUUAUUUGAUUCUUGAAUUUGUCUUUGUUGUCCUUUUAAAAAGAAAUCUAUAAUUUGCUUUGCUCUCAGGCAGACUUUGAAGCUGGUUUCAUUCAUAUAGAUUUUAGCCUCAAAGCAAACUUGUAAAUUCUGUAUUUCUAACAUGUAACUAAAAAUCCAAGGUGAAAACUUAACUGCGUCCAUCACCCAUGCCUGUAUCUUUGUUUGUAAGGUAUUUCAUAUCAAUCCACAUAGGAGUGAAGAUGUUCUAUCAGAUCCAUUGCACUGUAUAUGUUUUGACAAUGACUUUGAGAAGUGUCUUUUAACUGUUCAGACAAUGAUACCAAAAGCAACCUUCUCCAGAUUAAAACAUUUUCCUUUUCAAGAAGAAUUUACUCAAGAAAAAACCAACAGCCUUUAUUAAAUGUGCCAAUUACCAAUUUAGUUUCUGACAUCCUGCCUUCAUAUUUUUUUUUACCUCAUUUACUUCCCAUCCACUGAAAUUUCUUCAUAUACAUAUAGAAAAGAAAAAACGUAAAAACUUAAAUCAGCUCAACUGUUUUGAAUGUCCGCACUAAGUGCAUUGUAAUGCCUGUUUUAAAAAAACAAAAACAAAACAAAAAGACAUGUUUUAUUACUCAAGCAUGUAUCAAUUUGUAAUACUUCAGGAUCCUUGUGUAUGUAAGUGAUGACCUUCUUGUGCCAACAUGUGUCGCUGGUUAUCGGAGGACGACUUUGUGAAUGGCCGGGAGUGACCAGCGGAGCUGGCCUGUUGGAUAACAAAUGUUCCUGGUUUGUUCCUGCCUUUCUGUCGGAGCGUUGAUGGCGAGUCGAAACUGGGAUGAGGCUCGCCAGCAAGCACCUACAAAGUGGAAUAUCACUUGAAUUAGUUUAUAGGUAAUGCACCUGUACAAAUUCAGAUCUUCUGCAGUUUUAUUUCUGUAGUAGGGGAAAAAGGAAACGUGGAAUAUUUACAGCAAAAGGAGGAUGAACAAAUGGAUUUUUGGUAUUCAAACAGGGAGAUGAUUUUUUAUUUUAUUUUUUUCCUGUUCAGUCUGUACAGUCAUGUUAUUCAACCACUGCAGUCAUUGUUAAUUCUUGUACAAGUUAUAUCACUGGUUGUUGUACCAUAUCUGACAUUUGUAAUUAUGAAAUAAUACACUGCCAUUUGUAUUAAAAGAGGUGUCUUAACUUGU